Eurypyga helias (sunbittern) is the source of this 1713-nucleotide messenger RNA. RefSeq names its product leiomodin 3 (fetal) (gene LMOD3). The record is from RefSeq and is a predicted model, not a curated record. Gene Ontology annotation, cellular component: striated muscle thin filament; myofibril. Bases 1 to 1713 code for a protein of 570 amino acids. Gene Ontology annotation, biological process: pointed-end actin filament capping; myofibril assembly; muscle contraction. The transcript is spliced from 3 exons. NCBI's taxonomy places the organism in Eukaryota, Metazoa, Chordata, Aves, Eurypygiformes, Eurypygidae. Gene Ontology annotation, molecular function: actin binding; tropomyosin binding.
AUGUCUGAACUCAGCCAAAACUCUGACGAAGAAGUGUGUCCUGAAGAGAUCGAUGAAGAUGAAAUCCUGGCAAACCUAUCCCCCGAGGAGCUAAAGGAGCUGCAGUGUGAGAUGGAAGUCAUGGCCCCAGAUCCCGAAGUCCCAACUGGAAUGAUACAGAGGGAUCAGACGGAGAAACCCCCCACGGGAAGCUUCGACCACCGGUCCCUGGUUGACUACCUGUACUGGCAGAAGGCAUCCAGACGCAUGCUCGAGGACGAGAGAGUUCCCGUCACCCUCUUGCCCUCUGAGAGAAGUGCUGCAGAGGAGAUGGAAGGAAAAGCCAAUGGCAGCAGCGAGGCGGACAGUGGGAGGGUGCCAGGAGCAGAGGGAAAGGAGAGACGUUACAAAAAUGAACACUUGUUCAACUCAGGAACACAAUAUGGGGAGCCGAACAAAGAUGGAAGGGAUAAAGGGAGAGAGGAGGAGGAGGAAGAAGUAGCAGAGGAGGAGGAGGAGGAUGAUGAAGAGGAGGAGGAAGAUGAUGAAGAGGAGGGAGACGAAGGUGAGACAGAAUUGGAAACAAAGGAGACUUACACCAAUGAAAACCCUCACAGCAGUCAGAUGAGUAAGAAAUCAGGUACAGAAUCAGGAGAAAUCCCAGAAAAGCCAAAUGAAACUGAAAAGAAAGUAUCAAAACUAAACAUCCCCAAGAAGUUAGCGCUGGAUACCAGCUUCAUGAAGCUAAGCGCCAGGCCUUCAGGAAAUCAAACCAAUUUAGAAGAGAGUUUGGAGAAAGUCCGAAAAAACAACCCAGACGUGAAAGAGCUCAAUCUGAACAACAUAGAAAACAUCCCCAAAGAAAUGCUGAUAGACUUUGUCAAUGCCAUGAAAAAGAAUAAGAACGUAAAGACGUUCAGCUUGGCCAACGUGGGGGCUGACGACAACGUGGCGUUCGCGCUGGCCAACAUGCUGCGGGAGAACAGGAGCAUCACCACGCUGAACAUCGAUUCCAACUUCAUCUCCGGCAAAGGGAUCGUGGCUAUCAUGAGAUGCCUGCAGUACAACGAGAUGCUGACGGAGCUCCGCUUCCACAACCAGCGGAGCAUGCUGGGUCACCAGGCAGAAAUGGAGAUCGCCAGGCUGCUGAAAGCCAACGCCACCCUCCUUAAAAUGGGGUACCACUUCGAACUGCCGGGGCCCAGGAUGGUGGUGACCAACCUGCUCAGCAGAAACCUGGACAAGCAGAGGCAAAAGAGGCAAGAGGAGCAGAGGCAGCAGCAAGUGAAAGAGCAGAGGGAGUUGAUAACAAUGCUGGAAAAUGGACUUGGGUUACCUCCUGGGAUGUGGGAAAUGCUGGGAGGACCAAUACCCCAGCCGAGGAUGCAUGAACCCCCCCAGGCCCCAAAACCGCCCGUUCCCAUGGCUGUGUCUCGGAGCAAAAGGCAGGAGAGCGCGAGGCAGCCGCCCCCCGAGCAGCCGUGCAGAGAGAAGCCCGUCAACUUCAGAGUGGUCAAGCUGAAGAAGAUUCAGCGCAAACCCGCCGUGCCAGAGUACGUGGAACCCGCCGAGAAAACCAACCUCAGAGACGUCAUCAAAACACUUAAACCGGUUCCCAGGAGAAGACCGCCUCCCCUCGUCGAAAUAACCCCGAGGGAUCAGCUACUGAAUGACAUUCGUCAGAGUAACGUCGCUUACCUGAAACCGGUGCCACUGCCAAAGCAGCUGGAGUGA